Linum trigynum is the source of this 4221-nucleotide messenger RNA. The record is from the annotation of a GenBank genome assembly. Lineage: Eukaryota; Viridiplantae; Streptophyta; Magnoliopsida; Malpighiales; Linaceae.
GCAAUGACUUGAUUAAAAAUGAAAGAUGGAAGUUGAUACUAGUACUAACCUGAAUUUCUAGGCCUAAGAAUGGCCUUUUCCCGAAUCAAUCUUCAAAUUCGCUCCUUCAAUCUCCAAUGAACUUCGGCUAAGAGCCAGAACCAAAAACUGUUUGGGAUGUCAAUAUUUCUCUUUUUUGUAGAGUUUUUUCUUCUUCCAUUCGUCCCCCUCAACAGAGAGCCCAAUGAGCUCAUUUAAUAGCAAAACUAUCCGCCACGUGUCACAUGAUAAUUUGCCGUUACUGAAGCUGAAACUAGCGUGCUUCCUUCUGAUUGGUCGAAUUUUAUGGCUGAAUCUUAACCCUCCACCUGCAAAGUCGGUUGCUGAGUGGCUGUGUUGGAGAGCUCCACCUUGCUUGGUCGGCUCUGACUUGUUAGGGUAUGGAUAGGGUUGGCAUAUGAUUUCGGGCCGAGCUGGCCGAAAUGGGCCUAGAGAUGUUUGCGAUUUGGUCUUCGUCUGGGCUCGAAAUGGGCUUCUUCCAGUCUUUCACUUGGGCCAAACUGGGCUCUGAUUCUUGGUACUGAUUUAUGGGCUUGACCUUGUUGACUUUGAAUUCUAGCUUGGGCCUGUCUUGACUGAUUUUCUCUGAUUUUGCAGGCUGCUUUUGCUGGUCUGGGCUCCCCGGUUAUGGGCCAUGCUUGGAUUCUUGAUACGAGAAUAGGAGUAGAUUGUUUCCUUUCAACUUGUAUUUUGUAUUUGAGGAUGAUAGUUGUACAAAUUGAAAUUUCUUGUAAUGUUUGAUUAUCGUGGCGAUCUUUUAUUUUUCUUUGUAGAGAUAUUCUUUUAGCCUUUACCAUCGAGCUUUGAAUAAUUCUUUAAUACGAAUCCCUAAACAUGACCCAUAUCGCUCCUUGAUUUGUUUUCAUUAACCAAGUUUACUGUGCCACGCUUCUCGAUUGAAAGUGGAGUUUGAUGUUUCUAUGAUAGAUAUCAGACCGGACAAAAUGUGGUGUCUACAUCACCUAUCAUGAACUUUUACGUACGGUAAAGUGAACUUCAUCCUGGUUACCUUCUGUUUUACGGUGCAAACUAGUAGGUCUUAUUACCAAGAACCAAAGAUACUCCGAACACAACCAAGCAGGAAUAUGAAAGCCUAUCAUACCAAUAGGAUACCACAAAAGGGCUUUUCUUGCCACUAUAUGGGUGUCAGUUAGAAUGACCAUCUUAAUUAGUUCAGUGAUGGAACUAUGUGUAAUUUCAGAUGGGCUACAGUAGGCCCUUCAGUAUAUAAUGUGGUUCUCAUAUGUUUAUUCAUAUGUUAGGAAAACAUUAUAAAGUGACAAGAUAACUGACUAUUAUAAAGCACAAAGCUUUUCUCCAUUAACUGGUUAACGGUGUUUGCGAGUAAUGGAAUUCACUUUUGCCAUCUCCUAAGUGAUAGAAACAGAGCUGUUUAUUGGGUGUAGCUGGUAAUUGUGGUGAAUGUUUCAGCCUUUCAUCCUUGUUCAUCACUACUUGAAUCUGGAAUAUUGAGGUGGAGUACUUUCCACGUUUUUAUUUUAUCUCUUGUUUAGGUACCUAGAGAUGCAGGCUUCUCCAUCACAAAAGGCUACUUGUGAUUAUCACAUAUUUAAUGCAUUCUUCUACAACAAGCUUAAACAGCAGUUGUCACGAAAGGGAGGUGAAAAGGAAUCCUUCUUUGUCAAGUUUAGAAGAUGGUGGAAGGGUGUGAACUUAUUUGAGAAGGCAUACAUACUGAUUCCUAUACACGAAGAUCUACACUGGAGCUUGGUGAUCAUCUGUUUCCCAGAGAAGAAGGACAACAGAUCAGGACCAAUGUUGCUUCAUUUGGACUCAUUAAAGCUCCACUAUAGCAGAGUUGUAUUGGAGGAUAUAACUAGCUUUUUGAGAGAAGAAUGGCAAUAUUUACAUCAAGAAGUUGCUCGUCAGUCAGAUGUUGAGAUCUCUGACAAAAUAUGGAAGCGUCUUCAUAACAUUUCUUCAAGAAGAAUCGAGGUUCCACAACAGAAAAAUGAUUAUGAUUGCGGUAUCUUUGUACUUUAUUUCAUGGAGCACUUCAUUGACGAAGCCCCGGAGAGGCUGAAAGAAGUGGAUCUGGACAUGUUCGGCAAGCAAUGGUUCAAACCUGAAGAGGCAUCUCGCUUGAGAAAGAAAAUAAGAGAUUUGCUCAAGACCGAGUUUCGUAAAUUAAGAAAGCGCAGCAUUGCUUGCGAAUCAUUGGCUGUCCCUUCCGGAGGAUCAACUUCAGCAGAAAACAGUAAUUCAACUGAGUCGUCAUGACUUUGUACAGCUCAGAUUCAGGGUAAAGAAGCACAACAAUGAGUUAGCUAUGUACAUCCCGAGAAAGAGGAGAGGAAAAUUGUGGAUACCCAUUUUAUCUUGGGCUUGAAAUAACAAUAGGUAGAGUAAGAUCGAGUUCUGAAGCCCCUCUUCUCUUUCUCUCUUUUUGCGGGUUUUGGCUUCACCAUCAAAGACAAAGUGUACAAAUAUAGGGAAGUACAGUAGUUGCGGGAAUUUUGGCACAUAAAGACAGAGUAGUGUCCACCAUUCUUAGCAGUUCAAAAGACUGCUGUACCUCUCUGGAUGAUCAUCUUUUCAUACAUGAAGUACAGUAGCCCUCCGUUUUUGCAAUUCAUUUCUAGAGACACAAGCAGUGUGGAGGGAGGAAAGGUGAAGUGUUGUUUUCUUUUUUCGUAAUGGUGAGCAGGUCAAUGGUGGCCUCUAACACCACGUCCUUCAAAGCUGGUCUCUUCUUCCCAGCAUUGCUUCAUGGUCCCUGCCAGCGACUCUGGAGAGUGCCCGGUACCUCUUAUGUCGAUUUUGUCAUAUAUCCAGAAAGUGAUGCUUGAUUGUCGUAAGAACUGCUGGUAGUUGUUUGUGUUUGCAUUGUGAAUGCUGAUCAUGCUGAGAUCACAUUUUUCUAUAGCGUUUGCCAACGCGAGUCUUAUGUUUAUGCAUAUUGUUUGCCAAUGCGUGAAAUUGCAUUUUUAUAUAGCGUUUGCCAACGCGGAGACGUAUUUCUAUAGCGUUCGCCAACGCAGGAAUGUAUUUAUAUAUAGCGUUCGCCAACGCGGGAAAUUACAUUUUUAUAUAGCGUUUGCCAACGCGGGAACGUGUUUAUAUAGCGCUCGCCAACGCGGCGACGUGUUUUUAUAGCGCUCGCCAACGCAGGACGUGUUUAUAUAGCGUUCGCCAACGCGGGGACGUGUUUGUAUAGCGCUCGCCAACGCGUGGACGUGUUUCUAUAGCGCUCGCCAACGCGGGGACGUGUUUAUAUAGCGUUCGCCAACGCGGGGGACUUAAGGUUUUCUAGUACGAAAUUAGAUGCGAUAUUUUCUUGGAUCUUGGUAGACUUUGAAAGUUGAAACAGACAACUUCUGAGGUUCUGAUGAGAUGCUCAAUGCAUGUGUAAAAUAAAGAUGCACUUGUUUUUUUUAGAAAUGACAGUAUGAUGUAUCAUGUUGAAUAAUGAUGUCAUGAAUGUAAAAUACAUUGUUUUAGUUGUUGGUCCUGGGUUUCUUUAAAUCGAUCAUCCGCCAGGAAUUUUGUCAUCGUCUUUGGAAGACUUGAUCGUUAGUUGAGAUCGAAACUCGAUAGUGAGAGCUCUUGGGUAUCCGCCUCUAUGGUGCAGAGGUAGGGAUAUUGGGUACUUUGUUGCUUUGGUGCAUGAUGUGUGGGAAACCCAACCUCUUAGGCUUAGGGUUUGGAAUAAUUAGCUCGGCCAGGGGGCACUGCCCUUGGUGGUAUUUGUUGCAAUGUAAGCGAUAUUUGCUUGGUUAAGAAGAUCUAUCAUCUUGAGGUAUGUCUUGUUAGGAUUGGCUUUUCAUAAUAUACUUUUGAUUGAGCCUAUCUCGGAUAUAGGGAACCCUGAGGUACCAUGUCGUUCUGUCUUUCUUUCUUGAUGCCCAAUGUAGGCCACAUGGGUCUCUUAUGAGGUUGUCUUUCUUGGUGACAGAGUAUAUUGUGCUUCUUCUUGUCAGUAUGUCAUCCAAGAAAAAUUUAGCUGACCACCUGGUCUCAUGGAACUUGAGUGUCUCCGAGUUCUUCAAAAUUUCUUCACAAAUAGGGGGCUGAAAGUUGAGUAGUCUAGCUACUUAGUCCCUUGAACUUUCUUUAAGUUACCCCCAAUUUGCCCCCAAGGAUAUCUUACUCAUUUUCCAUCUUCCGGAACGAAGAGUGAUUUUUAUCAUCCUCGACUUGGGAUAAAUGCAACAACGUGUG